Molecule: messenger RNA, 1137 nt
Organism: Triticum aestivum (bread wheat)
Lineage: Eukaryota; Viridiplantae; Streptophyta; Magnoliopsida; Poales; Poaceae
Exons: 1
Coding region: 24-956 (310 amino acids)
Cellular component (GO): U5 snRNP
Source: RefSeq, a predicted model, not a curated record
CGGUCUCUUCUCGACCAAACACUAUGGAGCCGACGCGCCGCACCAAGCGCCCCGCCGGGGACGGCGACGACGAUGUGGAGGCGGCCGCCGAAGCACGACGCUACUACGGUGCCGCGCCCUACGACUUCCUCGACGAUGACGAUCUCGAUGGCGUCUCCUCGCAAGGCACCGGCGGCGACAUCGGGUUCCAGGACGAGAGCGACAGCUUCGGGGAGCACGCGGCGCGAGGAGGCACCAAGGAGGAGGCCUGGCUGGGCGCCACCGACGUCGACGGCGAGUCCCCCGGCCCCUCCGCCAUGACGAAGCGCGCGAGGAAGGCCCUGGAGAGGCAGGAGGAGGACGAGCGGAUCCUCGAGGGCGUCGUCGGCUCCCGCGCCGUCUUCGACAUCAAGAAGCGGAUCGCCGGCCUCCUCCAGCCCGGCGAGACGGCCCCGCGCGCGCUGCGGAGGCUCAAGGGAGAUAAACGUGGCGGGGGGAAGGGGAUGGACGAGGCGGCGCGGUGCGCGUUCGACGAGCUGAUGGACGCCUCCGCGGAGCUCGUGCGGCGCGGCGACCUCGACGCGUACACGGACGACCGCGAGGCCUUUGAGCGCGGCGCCUGGGACUACGAGCACGCGCGUUGCCGUCGCCGCCUGGCGCGUGAGGCUCCAGAAGACGACGAAGCUGACCAACAGACCGCCGCCGUGACCCGUGACAGUUACGUCGACAUGUUCGGAGACGACACUGUCGGCGCCGGCUCGAAGACCACGGCGGAAUUGUCAAGUGGACACGCAGCUAAUUCUGAACAGCCUGCAGCGCAGCUUGAUGCUUCGAGUGUGGCGGCGGCGGCGGAGGAAGCCGGCGGCGUCGUGGGCUGGGACUACGUGUACGAUCCGUCGUCGGGCUACUACUACAGCGGCAGCACAGGGUACUACUACUACGACGCCGCGUCCGGGUCCGCGUCCACUGGCACAUGAUUCUCCUACGACGUCGACGACGAGACCAGCAGUACUCACGUCGGAAUGUAGGGGCGCAGUGCUGCAAAUGUUUGGCUGAUCGUGUAGUGAUUUUGACGUUUGCUUUUGGGAACAGUUGAUUUCGAACCUUGAACUCUCGUGGACGAUUACUGUGCUACUGUUGUCUGAGCUCUCUGUCUUG